AUGCCAAUCCCACCGAACAUCCUCACUCGUCUCAGAGAAUCAUGGCGCGACAUCCAUCUGCGAGUCCUCAAGCGUCAAAUGUCUGACGACGCAAUCAAUCUCCCAGAACUCGACUUUGACUUUUUCAAUUCCUUCCCCCUUUCUCAGACUCACAUCGACAGAAACAACUUCGGCAGCAUAGUGUACUCCUCCCGCAUGGACACAAGAUUCCUUCGUCUGCAACUUCUCGUGCCAUAUUCUCCUGCCAACGAAGGCCCAGCCAAGGCGGAGUGGACGAAACGAAAGACCGACCUUGCGAUAUCUGUGAUUGGAUCCCUUUCAAAUCUCGCAUUGAUCUAUGCGACGGACUAUCAGGGAGAACUCCCCAUGCUCAUCCCGGCCAUAAUCGAGAACCACGCGUCAACAUUACAGGAGUUAAAACUGCACAGUAUCCCAGUCUUCACAUCGAGGCGACCAAAUGGGCUUUUGUAUCUGAACCCCGACCAAAUCCAUCUCAUGGCAACUCGUUUGAGAUCGCUCACGCGUCUGGAAAUGGAUCUUUCCCCGUUCGAUACGACUGGGGGCGACCAUAUGGCCAUGCCAUUCACAUCACCCUCUCCGACGACUGCCGCCUUAUCGACCCUGGUCCGCUCUCUACCAGCACUGCGGACAAUGAGACUCUGGAUCGAGAUCCCCGUCACCAAAUCAAUCUUUCAAGACGAUGACUCGUCGGGAACGCGUCCACCGCCAUUGAAGGAGGGUAAACUGUGCCAGACCGUUGCGAAUCUGUAUGCGCUGUUGAUGAAGGAUUCAGAAUUGACAAAAACGUCGAAAACGUGGGAAUGCUUAGAGGUGGCUUUCACAAGGUUGGAUACGUGGGAUCGACAGGGAGCUUACCCAAGGUUCUUGACCGUUAGAUUGCUUCCUUCGAACGCCGGUAUUGAUGCUUUGAAAGGAGAUGGUGCAAAAAAUGCUUGGGUGGGAGGGUUUACCAUUGAGGUCGGAGAGUGGCAGGACGACUAUGCGGAGGAAGACAUUGAGGGUUUCAUUGGUUAUGCCGUUGGAUUCAUCCAUUAA
This is a messenger RNA of Cladophialophora psammophila CBS 110553, 1056 nucleotides long. RefSeq lists its product as uncharacterized. The record is from RefSeq and is a predicted model, not a curated record. NCBI's taxonomy places the organism in Eukaryota, Fungi, Ascomycota, Eurotiomycetes, Chaetothyriales, Herpotrichiellaceae. Bases 1 to 1056 code for a protein of 351 amino acids. The transcript has a single exon.